CAGCGUAGGACAAUAGAAUAAGGAUUCGUACAGCGGUAUGUCACUGACACAGGGCCCUUAGGUCCCUCAAUUUACCCACGUUAUAAUCGGGCUCUAGCGGCUUAUUACGGGCGUUCUCCACCAAGAUGAUUACCACCCCAUUGGACUCUACAAUGCCGACAAAACAGUCCCCGCGAAGAGGCCGUAGACACCGACGCGAGUGAUGGAAGUAUGCAUGUACCUACCCACUAGCUUCUUUGCUCACCACCCUGUAGAAUGACGAAGUCGGCUGUCCGGAAAUGCCAUUUCAGGAAUCGGAACCAGGCCGCUGGGCUGCAGUCGCAUCCUACGCCAUCUUUGAACCCGUACUUCAACUUCUUUUCAAACAGAAGAGUCCUGACUAUCGAACACUCAGACUCGUCAACUUCUCCAAAUUCAUAUCAUCAUGGUUCCCUGGCGGUGGCGACCCAAGAGCAUCUCGAAGGCACCAACACAGAUCAGAUCGGAGACUACAGCAUCACAGAGUAUGGCCGAUGGCGCACAGCACCAGUUCCAGCGCAACGAGGUAGACAAAACACAUCCCGAACGACAAUCUGCGUUAUUACUCCAUGCAAUCCGUCAACCAUACGAGGUUGCUAUCGAUCAUGCUGUUCCAGAAAUUCAGAACGACACAGAACUACUAGUCAAGGUCACUGCUGCGGGCCUGAACCCCAUAGACUGGAAGUCGCCUGACUUCAACUUCGGUGUACCUGUCUUUCCUUUCAUCUCCGGCCGCGAACUAUCUGGUGUGGUCGUCAAGGCACCAAAGGCCCCCAAUGCUCGUGUACGCGAAGGCGAUGUUGUAACAAUACCAUCAACCGACUAUCGCGAUCUACGUAAGGCCGCAUUCCAAGAAUACAGCAUAGCGUCAUCCUUCAACACCAUAAGACUUCCUCAUAACGUUUCGGCGGAGUCUGGAAGUAUCUUAGGGGUCGCCUUCGUGUCCGCAGUAUUGGCGCUAGGCAUUUGCAUGGGCGUCAGUUUCGAGAAUGUCGAAGAUGGACCAGACCUUUUGAAGAUGGUGCGCAACAUUGAUCCCGAAAGAUUGCCAGCAGAUAUCCGGAAAGAAUGCCUCGAAAACAUAAGCAAGGUGGACCAUGCCAAAGCUGGAGACUACCUCGUCAUCUGGGGCGGCAGCUCGACAAGCGCGCAUCUCACAAAACAGAUUGCAAGGUUGAUGGGCCUAAAGAUUGUAUCUGUUGUCGACAACGCGAAGCAUGGAAUAAGGUUGUCCUCGAACGCAGCCACACGUCCGGACUUGCUCGUAGAUUCGCACGAUCCCGAAAGAGCGAUCGACAUCAUCAAGCGAGCGACAAAGGACAGUGCACGCUUUGGCUUCGACACUGUAGGCAAGGAAACUGCUGCUUAUCUUUUGCGCUCACUAUCGUCUUCGACUUCACCUAUCUCUUCAUUGCCAAAAUAUGUACAGAACUACGAGCGCAAAGACUCCAAGCUCCCCACCCCACCAUCGACACCUCUGGAGUUUGCAGAAGGUGCACCACGAUCACACUUGGUAGGACUGACGGGACUGCCGAAAACCGAUAUUCCGGAAGACGUAACAUUGCACAACGUACCGAUCAAGCUCUACCACGAGAUCCCAGAGGUCGGCGAGGCGCUGAGUGCUUGGUGCGAAAGAUUACUUGUGAAGGGCUUGUUGGUGCCACCAGACGUUGUAGGGACAGUAGACGGACUAGGCGCGAUCAACGAAGGUCUCGACAGGAUGAGGAAAAGGGAGAUCAGUGGAGGCCGACUUGUAGCUGUUUUGCAUUAG
This is a messenger RNA of Macroventuria anomochaeta, 1789 nucleotides long. Its product is annotated as GroES-like protein. The transcript is spliced from 2 exons. Gene Ontology annotation, molecular function: oxidoreductase activity, acting on NAD(P)H. The coding region runs from base 425 to 1789 and encodes 454 amino acids. The record is from RefSeq and is a predicted model, not a curated record. Lineage: Eukaryota; Fungi; Ascomycota; Dothideomycetes; Pleosporales; Didymellaceae.